AGCAAAGACGACGUUUUUCAGAGAUUUCCGUUUGGCGACCAUACCAUCCAUAUUCCAUGCUGCUUCUUCUUCUUCAAAGCUACGAUUCCUCUUCAUAAGCUGCAUUUAUACGAUCCUCUAACGUCUUAGACGGAUCUAGGCCUUUUUGGCUUAUCAUCUUUGUCUGUUGUAUGUUCUAUAGCGAUUUCCAUUUCUGAUCUUGAAUUUGUCUCUCCAUUUCUGGUUCUGGAGCUCUCGGUCGAGCUCUCCAUCUUUCCUCCAAGUUCCUAAUUUCGAUUCACGUGAAGGGUCUCUUGGAAGGCGUUUCAGAAGUUUCUGGUUUCUACGGCCGAUUUUGAUUCAGAAAUAGGUUGUUGUUUUGGUCUACAUUUUUUCUGCUGAAGGUUUUUAUGCGACUAUGACAGCUGGUUGUUGAGUAAUUCCGGAAAUCAGGACUUGUUUUGAGUACUCAACUCGUGGAAAUGGAUAUCGCUGCUAAGUUAAAGCGGGGAAUCUCCCGGCAGUUCUCGAUGGGUUCGUUGAGGAAAAGUGGGAAGUUCAGCUUCACUCGUCAGGCUUCGUUAGACCCCACACGGAAUACUUUCCGCUUCAGUUUUGGGAGACAGUCUUCGCUCGAUCCGAAUCGUCGGAGCCCCUCCGUGGAGGAACUCACCGUGCCGGAUAAUCUCGAUUCCACUAUGCAGCUGCUGUUCAUGGCCUGCAGGGGGGAUGUGAAGGGAGUGGAGGAUUUACUGAAUGAGGGUAUUGAUGUAAAUAGCAUUGAUUUGGAUGGUCGAACUGCUUUGCAUAUUGCUGCUUGUGAGGGGCAUGCUGAAGUUGUGAAACUUCUGCUCAGCCGGAAGGCCAAUAUAGAUGCCCGUGAUCGGUGGGGGAGUACGGCAGCUGCUGAUGCUAAAUUUUAUGGAAAUGUUGAAGUUUACAACAUUUUGAAAGCUAGAGGAGCCAAAGUUCCGAAAAUCACGAAGACGCCAAUGGCUGUAUCAAACCCUCGAGAAGUUCCAGAAUAUGAACUUAAUCCAUUUGAACUUCGGAUUCGCAAGGGUGAUGUUGUCUCAAAGGGCACAUAUCAAGUGGCUAAAUGGAAUGGAACAAAGGUUGCUGUAAAGAUACUUGAUAAGGACAGUUAUUCAGAUCCAGAGAGCAUAAAUGCUUUUAAACAUGAACUGACGUUGUUAGAGAAAGUUCGGCAUCCCAAUGUUGUCCAGUUUGUUGGAGCUGUUACGCAGAAUAUACCAAUGAUGAUUGUUUCAGAGUACCAUCCAAAAGGUGACCUUGGAAGCUAUAUUCAAAAGAAAGGGCGUCUAUCACCAUCUAAAGCUUUAAAAUUUGCUCUUGAUAUUUCUAGGGGCAUGAACUAUCUUCAUGAAUGCAAGACAGGCCCAAUUAUUCAUUGUGAUUUAAAGCCAAAAAAUAUUUUGCUGGAUAGUGGAGACCAUUUGAAGGUCACAGGAUUUGGCUUGAUAAAAUUGUCAAAAAUUUCACCUGACAAAGCAAAACUUGCACAUCCAGGGGCUCUUGUUGAUCCUUCAAGUUUAUAUUUGGCGCCUGAAGUUUAUAAAGAUGAAAUAUUUGACAGAAGUGUUGAUGUAUUUUCGUUUGGUCUCAUUCUUUAUGAGAUGAUUGAGGGAAUACCACCUUUCCAUCCCAAAUCAUCAGAAGAGGCUGUUAAAAUGAUCUGUUUAGAAGGAAAGCGACCUCCAUUAAAGAGCAAAUCAAGAAGUUAUCCCCCUGACCUCAAAGAGUUGAUAGAAGAAUGUUGGGUCCCAGAAUCAGUUGCGAGACCAACAUUUUCUGAGAUUAUUGUACGCCUGGACAAAAUAGUUGCUAACUGCUCUAAACAGGGAUGGUGGAAAGACACUUUUAAGCUUCCAUGGAAAUGAGCCAAGUACUUAUGAGAGUGGAAAAAUGAAAGCAUUGAGAAAGGAGCGGAUUGUAAUAGUGUUACUAUGGUACUAAGAAUGGUUCUUGGAACAAAUAAGAGGUCUUAAAUAAAAGCCUGGCUAAAUACCAAAAAAAAAUAAAAGCUUGGUUAGGCCAGUAGCUUAGUAUGGAAGUAGAAUUAUUCUUAUAUAUAUAAUACAUGAGAGUAGUGGACACAUGUCUAUAUAUAAUAAGCUCCUAGCCUCCCUAUAUUGUAUUUGAUUUAACUGCUACAAUGCACCACCAUUCCAGAUUCUUGCAUUCUUCAA
Messenger RNA from Nelumbo nucifera (sacred lotus), 2189 nucleotides. Its product is annotated as integrin-linked protein kinase 1-like. The record is from RefSeq and is a predicted model, not a curated record. Gene Ontology annotation, biological process: protein phosphorylation. Gene Ontology annotation, molecular function: protein serine/threonine kinase activity; ATP binding; protein binding. NCBI's taxonomy places the organism in Eukaryota, Viridiplantae, Streptophyta, Magnoliopsida, Proteales, Nelumbonaceae.